Molecule: messenger RNA, 909 nt
Organism: Hyaloscypha bicolor E
Lineage: Eukaryota; Fungi; Ascomycota; Leotiomycetes; Helotiales; Hyaloscyphaceae
Product: HIT-like protein
Exons: 5
Coding region: 68-475 (135 amino acids)
Biological process (GO): nucleotide metabolic process
Molecular function (GO): catalytic activity
Source: RefSeq, a predicted model, not a curated record
CUCUCCCCACAUCACCUCGAACCACUGCCCAACUCCCAGAUUCAAUUCGACACAACACCACGCAAUCAUGUCAUCCGCAGCUUGCAUCUUCUGCAAGAUCGUCAAAGGCGACAUCCCCUCCCUCAAGCUCUUCGAAUCAGACAAAGUCCUCGCGUUCCUGGAUAUCAACCCGCUUUCUAGAGGCCAUGCUUUAGUGAUUCCUAAACACCACGGAGAGAAAUUGACGGAUAUUCCUGAUGAUGCGCUGACGGAGAUAUUGCCAGUAGUAAAAAAGCUCGUCAAAGCAUCAGGAGCAGAGAACUACAACGUGUUGCAAAACAAUGGCCGCAUCGCCCAUCAGGAGGUUGAUCACGUUCAUUUCCACAUGAUCCCAAAACCGAAUGCAGAGGAGGGAAUGUCGAUUGGUUGGCCGCAGCAGAAGACGGAUUUCGAUAAGCUUAAUGCUUUACUUGCUGAGAUCAAGGCGAAGAUGUGAACGCCUUCCUUCACUGUUUUAUUAUAAGGUGAUUGAGUGACGGCAGGUGAGGUGAACGGGGAAUGGAGAAUUAGAUCGAAGGCAUGGGUAUACUGAGAUGAGGGAUGAAUUCAAAAGCAAAUAUAAAAACGAAUAAAUCUAGGUGAGGAAAAGCCCGCGUGGACUUGUUGGUGUUGCUUCAAUGUUCCAAAGAUCUGGAACAUUGAGAUUGUCCUUCCAACCCAGGGUGAAGGAAGUUGGGAGUUGAGAGUGAAUACCGCAUCGCCGAAGAAUUUUUGUUGCACGUUAUCUCCACAGAACUCGCAAUAUACUCAUUGAUCAGGCAUGUGGAAGACCGGUAGUAGCAAAAAGGGACAUUCCAGGGAAGCUGCAAUCUCCCCACUACGGUCAGGCAAGUAAGGUUGGCUAAGAAGAACAACGAGGUAGUCGACGAC